Molecule: messenger RNA, 844 nt
Organism: Diversispora eburnea
Lineage: Eukaryota; Fungi; Glomeromycota; Glomeromycetes; Diversisporales; Diversisporaceae
Source: the annotation of a GenBank genome assembly
UCUGAUCAAUCGUGGGGUCUCCAGCAGGACGUUAAUGAGACUAGGCAUAUUCCAUUCAAUAUGUAUAUAGUACUUGCCACUAAGGGAAUAAUUCAAACCGAGACUGAAUUUGGAGGGGCUUCACUCAUGCCUAUGUCAGCUAUACACUCUAAAGAACAAAAGAGAGAUCAACAAUUAGUUUUACCAUCCGGUUUUAAAAAAUCCAUUCCUAAAAAUAGUAGAGAACUUAUUCUUCCAUCAAAUCCCUAUUCACUAAGUGAAAUGCAGCAUGAAGAUCAACAAAAGCAUUUAUCAUUACAAGACCUAACAUCCCAUGCUGAGACAUUCUGGAGACCAAUUCUCACUUCAGACCCCUACUCAAUAAGUGAAAUGCAACGUGAAGAACAGGAAAGGCAUUUAUCAUUACAGGAUAUAACGUCCCAUACUGGAAUAUUUCGAAGACCAAUUUUACCUAUAUUACCAGUCGUCUAUUCAGAAAAAGUGGUACAGAGUAGUCUAGUCAGUAAUGCAUUUCCUAACGCACAUUUAGCGAAUAUCGUUGGGAUAAUUCGAUCACUUCGAACUGGAGAUGAUAUGCGACAUACAUCAGGGCUAGAUUUCUUUGAUUCUAUUAGACACCUCUUUACUUCAGAAAGAUCUGUCCCCUUAUCGAAUCCAGAUACUCUUUGGCAACAUACUUAUGAAAAUUUACUUAUAUUUGGGCCACCUCUUCUUGAAUGGCGAAGUCAUACCGAUGAUGCAAUGGCUUUAGGGAAUUCAACUGAAACUGUUUUCAGAUCUAAUGCAUCUGGAGGGUAUUAUACUGCUCCCACUGGACCUAAAACUUUACGCACGUACAAAGAAA